Molecule: messenger RNA, 1296 nt
Organism: Asterias rubens (European starfish)
Lineage: Eukaryota; Metazoa; Echinodermata; Asteroidea; Forcipulatida; Asteriidae
Product: monocarboxylate transporter 12-like
Exons: 4
Coding region: 1-1296 (431 amino acids)
Biological process (GO): transmembrane transport; monocarboxylic acid transport
Molecular function (GO): monocarboxylic acid transmembrane transporter activity
Source: RefSeq, a predicted model, not a curated record
AUGGCAAAAUGUCGUCAAAAAAACGAUUGUUGCAGUUGGAAGCUGAUCGUAGUCUUCGCCUCGUUCAGUAACUGCCUUCUCAUAGUUGGAGUAAACCACUGCACGGGAAUACUCUUUGCGAGUUUCCAGAACGAGUUUAGGAGCACCACAGCGGAGACUGCGGUAAUCUCUAGUAUUAUGACGUCGUUGUCAUUCUUCGGAUCUACCAUUGGUGGUGCUUUGGGGAACGCUCUGGGCUGCCGUAUCACCGCAAUGAUUGGUGGACUCUGCACCCUAAUUGGCAUGAUAGGGGGCGCCCUUACCAGCAAUAUUUACUCGUUUUACGUCACAAGUGUUGUCAUAGGACUUGGCACUGGGAUUCUCUUCACGCCCUCUAUUGUCGUCCUUGCUCAAUACUUUAAUAAAGGUUACGCUCUUGCCUGUGGGUUUAGAAGCUGUGGCGUAGGAGUAGGAAUGAUUGUAUACGGCCCAUUGGUGCAAACUCUAUUGGAUACUUACGGUUGGAGAGGUACCAUUAUUAUCAUGGGUGCUAUUUUAGCUAAUACGAUUGCAGCUGGGGCGAUCUUUCGCCCCGUAAAACCUCACCACAAAGUCCAGGAACAACAAGAGAUGACCAAGCUAAACAGCAGAACGGUUGAAAAGUCUCCAAAGUCAAAGAAAAAUUGUCUUGCUACAGCUAUUGUGAAGUUAUUUCGGCUGAAUUUGUUACGUUCGAGUUACCGCUUUUGCGUAGUUUGUUUCGCACACUGCACCUACGUCACUGCGUAUUACUGCUUCUCAAUUUACCUCGUCUCGUUUGCUACGUCAUUGGGUAUCCUAAACACAGAUGCAGCAUUCCUGUUUAGUAUUUCGGGUAUCACCAGCAUUGUUGGGCGUCUGCUAUGUGGAGUUAUAUGCGGAAAGUUAUCUGCCCAAAUGAUCUACCAACUUACUAUGCUCGUCUGUGGAGGUUCGAUUCUCAUAACUCUACUUGGUACAUACACGUACUUUGUGCUAUCAGCGGCCAUUUUGGGAUUCGCACUUGGGUUUUAUCAGACCAUUGUUUUGGUAGUAGUGCGUGACUUUGUAGGAGUGGAUAACUUUGGAUCCGCAGUUGGGAUGUAUUCUCUAUUGAGCGGUGUAGCUGGCUUGCUUGGUCCUAUACUGGCAGGCGCCCUCUACGAUGUGAAUGGGAGCUACUUCGUCCUUUUUGCUAUCUUCGGUGGAUUAUUUUUCCUGGGAUUCCUACCGACUCUCUUGUUUCCUUAUCUAAAGAGGAUUGAGCCAGGAAUUGCCGAUAACAUCGUGGACAAAUAA